Molecule: messenger RNA, 652 nt
Organism: Gymnogyps californianus (California condor)
Lineage: Eukaryota; Metazoa; Chordata; Aves; Accipitriformes; Cathartidae
Gene: LMO3
Product: LIM domain only 3
Exons: 4
Coding region: 82-519 (145 amino acids)
Biological process (GO): positive regulation of transcription by RNA polymerase II
Cellular component (GO): nucleus
Molecular function (GO): transcription coactivator activity; DNA-binding transcription factor binding
Source: RefSeq, a predicted model, not a curated record
CUGAAAACUUCAGGGAAAAAGAAAAAACCUUUUGAGUCUGUUUUUUCCUGUGGAGGGUUUCUUUUUCUAAAAGGUAUACAAAUGCUCUCAGUCCAGCCAGACACCAAGCCGAAAGGUUGUGCUGGCUGCAACCGUAAGAUUAAAGACCGGUAUCUUCUAAAGGCCCUGGACAAAUAUUGGCAUGAAGACUGCCUGAAAUGUGCCUGCUGUGACUGUCGCCUGGGGGAGGUGGGCUCUACCUUGUACACCAAAGCCAACCUUAUCCUUUGUCGCAGAGACUAUCUGAGGUUAUUUGGCGUUACAGGAAACUGUGCUGCCUGCAGUAAGCUCAUACCUGCUUUUGAGAUGGUGAUGAGAGCAAAGGACAAUGUUUAUCACCUGGACUGUUUUGCAUGUCAACUUUGUAAUCAGAGAUUUUGCGUUGGAGACAAAUUUUUCCUGAAGAACAACAUGAUUCUGUGCCAGACAGACUAUGAGGAGGGUUUAAUGAAAGAAGGUUAUGCACCCCAGGUUCGCUGAUCUGAUGCCACAUCAUUAAGAAUACAAAGCACUAUGUUCUUUUAUCUUUUUUGCUCAACAUGUAUAUAAGAAAUGACACAGGAACCUACUGAAUAGCAUAGAUAUAGGGAGACAGAAUGGUUGCGUGAAAUAA